Molecule: messenger RNA, 2188 nt
Organism: Plectropomus leopardus (leopard coralgrouper)
Lineage: Eukaryota; Metazoa; Chordata; Actinopteri; Perciformes; Serranidae
Gene: eloal
Product: elongin A, like
Biological process (GO): transcription elongation by RNA polymerase II
Cellular component (GO): elongin complex; nucleus
Source: RefSeq, a predicted model, not a curated record
UGCACGUGAACCACCGUGAUGGCCAGCAGCUCUGAUGUGGUGAAGAAAGUAAUGCGGUUCAAACUUCAGCUGACAGACACAGCAGACUCUGCUACGGUUGUAAAGAUUUUGCAGAAACUCAAGGAUCUGGAUAUCACGUUAGACAUUCUUGCCGAAACUGGAAUUGGAAAAACGGUUAACUCACUGCGCAGACAUGAACAGGCUGGAGAAUUGGCCAAGUUGCUGGUUAGGGGUUGGAAAAGAUUGGUCCCUAAGGGAUCCACAAGCCACACAGAAAAUGGGGAUGCAACAGGGAGUUUGUCUGUUAAAGACAAAGUAGAUGACCAAAACUGCCCAAAUAACGGAAGUUUAACAGUGGAGGAUUCAAAUAAUAAUUGCUUAACAUCUCAUGGUAAGAGUCAGAACUCUGCAGACAAGGCCCUCUUCAAAAAAGGGAACAGGAAAGUUGAUUUAGAGAAACAGUGUGAAGAACAGAAAAGACACAAGGACCAGAAUGAAAAUCAAGAAAAAAAUCAACAAGAAAAUCAAGAUGAUGGCUUGAAGAAGAGCGCUGAAAUCCAACAGGAUCAAAUGGACAUAGUAUUUUCCUCCAAGAAGAAGAAAAGAGAUGAGAAUAACAGAAAAUCAGGAGAUACUUUCCACAGAAACAAAAACUCAGAGGACACUCAUCAGAAAUCCAGCUCUGACUCCUGGGAAACAUUUAAAAGCAGCUCACAUAGUGGAAGAUUUGAGUCAGAAAGCGUGUCAAAUCAGAAGCCAAAAAACCAAAAAGAAUUUUUUUUCUCAUUUGAGUCCAGUGACGAACGCUCACAAGCAACAAAGCUGGCAGGUGUCAUAGAUGACCGAUCUUUAGACGUACCGAGGAGCUCAGAGGCCCAAAACAAAAAAAGGAAGAAAUCAAGUAAAGAGAAGCAUGGCGCUUUAAAAAACAAACCAGAAUCUGGAAAAGAGGAAAAUUCUAAUAAAAAAAAGUCCAAAAUAAAGCACAUACAUGAGCAAAAAGACCCUGAGGAGUCCUCCUUGUCUUUUGAAUCAUGCCUGAACUACGACAUGAAUGUUGUGAAGAGAAAAGAAAGAUCUGGAGGGAAGAAACUUCCUAAAAUGAUCAAGUCUGUAAAAGAUGAAACAACAAAAGGUCUCAGCAUAAAAGCUUCCCGGUCACCUGUAAUGUCUGUAAACGUCCCCUCUCCAACAAAGAAGUUUAAACAGUCUGUAAUGGACCUGAUUCCAUUCACCAUUCCUUUACCUGCUGCUCUGCCUCAGUGUGAAACAGCUUUCAGUGUGGAGCACUUUGAGAGAAAAGUUGAGAAAGAGCCUGAUUUCUGUGACGUCUUGGAGGAGUCUCCAGUCUUUACCGGUCAGCGACUGAACAAAAAGAUGCAAGUGUACUCUGGAGCCAAGACCGUCUUCCUCCCAACCAUGAUGAGCUUGCACCAACAGUGUAUCCGCACUCUCCAGAACAAUAUCAACUUGCUUAAUGAAACUGGCGGAGUCCCGUUUGAAAUCCUCGAGCCGGUGUUGGAGAGGUGCACACCAGCGCAGCUGCUACGCAUUGAAGAAUGCAACCCAAUCUAUAUCGGAGAGACAGACCACUUAUGGGGGAAACAUUGUCAGAGGGAUUUUAAAGACUCCAAACUUCAGGAGUACGAAUCAUGGAAAGAGAUGUACAUCAGGCUGUCUGAGGAGAGGGAGAGGAAACUCAAAAGACUGACAAAAAGCAUUGUCUCAGCACAUUCUAGAAAACCCAAAGGUCGGCAGGUGAAGAUGGCAUUUAUUCACACUGUUGCCAAGCCACCGAGAGAUGUGCGAAUUCAGCAGGAAAUUCAUGGAACUGCUGUUCAGCAGCCGCAGCCCAAGUGCAGUGUUAAGGUUCAGGAAAGCAGACCGAGGCCGAGUUGUAAUGAGCCCAGCAGGACCAGCAGCACCAGUUCAAGCAAUACACAAGACCCUCGCAAAAAAACAAGAGUUGCUCCGAUGAUGGCAAAGUCCUUAAAGGCGUUUAAGAAACAGCUGGGACGCAGAUAAAUGCUCUUAUAUGAUCUUGAUAUUAAAAGUGUGUGAAUGUGGGGAAAGUGCACUCUAUCAUUCAUUAACUUUGUUCACCUUAGUUUACUCUGUUUGUCUAAUUAUACAGGCAUUUUUUUCUCUGUAACUGUGACUUAUCUUCACCAUUAAAUGGACAAUGGAA